Molecule: messenger RNA, 864 nt
Organism: Eupeodes corollae
Lineage: Eukaryota; Metazoa; Arthropoda; Insecta; Diptera; Syrphidae
Product: trypsin beta-like
Exons: 1
Coding region: 22-792 (256 amino acids)
Biological process (GO): proteolysis
Molecular function (GO): serine-type endopeptidase activity
Source: RefSeq, a predicted model, not a curated record
UAGUUGACAUUAGUAAUCAAAAUGUUCAAGUUAGUAGUACUCGUUUCAUUGGUCGCCUGUGCCUUGAGCUCAGCUGUGACUCAAAGUCUCCUUCCCCAGUUGGAUGGACGCAUUGUCGGAGGCGAGGAAACAAGCAUCAGUGAAUUCCCAUACCAACUUUCACUGAUGAAAUACGGAUCCCACUCUUGCGGAGCCAGUUUGUUGAGCCCAACCAUUGCCGUGACAGCUGCCCAUUGUGUUGUUAGUGCAUCUGCCAGUUCAUUGACCAUCCGUGCUGGAUCCAGCUCAAACAAGAGCGGUGGAAUUGUUGUCAAAGUUGCUGCCUUGAAAUACCAUCCUCAAUACAAAUCCAGUAACAUGCAAUACGACGCUGCUGUCCUUAAGCUCGCCGAGGCCCUUCCUCUUGGAGAUACCAUCAGUACCAUUCAAUUGGUUAAGAAAGCUCCAGUUGAAGGAACCAAGGCUAUUGUCAGUGGAUGGGGUACCGAAUACUCUGGAGCUUACUCCAUUCCUACUAUUCUACGUGCUGUUGGUGUUAAGAUUGUCAGCCAACAAGUUUGCUCAUCAAAUGCCUACAGUUACGGAAGUGACAUCAAGCCAACCAUGAUUUGCGCCACCGCAACCGGAAAGGACGCAUGCCAAGGUGACUCUGGUGGUCCAUUGGCUGUUGAAGCUGGUCUUGCUGGUAUUGUUUCAUGGGGCUAUGGAUGCGCCGCAACCAACUACCCAGGAGUUUACUGUGAUGUUGCUUCAGUUCGCUCAUGGAUCCUCCAAACUGCAAGAACUUUGUAAACAUUUUGAUUUUAAAAUCAAAAAAACAAAUUUAAAUGAAAUAAAUUAUAAUUUUAUUUAAUUACAAUGCAA